Molecule: messenger RNA, 938 nt
Organism: Triticum aestivum (bread wheat)
Lineage: Eukaryota; Viridiplantae; Streptophyta; Magnoliopsida; Poales; Poaceae
Product: caffeoyl-CoA O-methyltransferase 1-like
Exons: 1
Coding region: 94-666 (190 amino acids)
Molecular function (GO): S-adenosylmethionine-dependent methyltransferase activity; O-methyltransferase activity
Source: RefSeq, a predicted model, not a curated record
GCGCAGUACGUGAUGGAGUAGACGGUGUACCCGCGGGAGCACGAGCGCGUGCGCGAGCUCCGCCUCAUCACGCAGCAGCACGCCAAGUCGUUCAUGGGGUCGUCGCCGGACCAGAUGCAGUUCUUCUCCGUCCUGCUCAAGCUGAUGGGCGCCAGGAGCACGAUCGAGGUCGGCGUCUUCACCGGCUACUCGCUGCUCUCCACCGCGCUCGCCCUCCCCGCCGGCGGCAAGGUGGUGGCGAUCGACGUGAGCCGGGAGUGCUACGAGCUGGGCCGCCCGGUGAUCGAGGCGGCCGGCGUCGCGCACAAGGUGGACUUCCGCGAGGGCGACGGGCUCGCCGUGCUCGACGGGAUGCUGUGCGAGGACGGCGGCGCCAGGGCUGGCGCCUUCGACUUCGCGUACGCGGACGCCGACAAGCUGCAGUACGCCGGGUACCACGAGCGGCUGCUGCGGCUGGUGCGCGUCGGCGGCGUCAUCGCCUACGACAACACGCUCUGGGGCGGCUCCGUGGUCAUGCCCCGCGACAUGCCCGGCAGCUCCGACUACGACCGCCUCGUGCGGGAUAGCUUCCUCCGGUUCAACGCCGCCGUAGCCGCCGAUGACCGCGUCGAGGCCUGCAUCCUCCCCAUCGCCGACGGCGUCACGCUCUGCCGCCGCGUCAAGUGAAGCACCCACCGUUCCCUUUAUUAAUUGCCCAACACGACGAAGAUGAGUUUUUAGUUUUGGACCCCGAUAUCCACCACACGUGUGGCAUAAUAGGCAUUCGCCCAUACAUCGUAUGUGGCAUGAGCAGGGGGCAGCCCACACGGGCUGUAUGUGGACGAAUAGUAGAAUUACCCACACGUGUGGUCACGGCUGCUUCGUGCCACACGCCCAACAAAUACUACUCUGAAGAAAUAUGCCCUAGAGGCAAUAAUAAAGUAUUAUAUAUUUCCUUA